Chanos chanos (milkfish) is the source of this 891-nucleotide messenger RNA. It is a transcript of the gene dnase1l1l, whose product is annotated as deoxyribonuclease I-like 1-like. The coding region runs from base 1 to 891 and encodes 296 amino acids. The transcript is spliced from 8 exons. Gene Ontology annotation, biological process: DNA catabolic process. Gene Ontology annotation, molecular function: DNA binding; deoxyribonuclease I activity. Gene Ontology annotation, cellular component: nucleus. The record is from RefSeq and is a predicted model, not a curated record. NCBI's taxonomy places the organism in Eukaryota, Metazoa, Chordata, Actinopteri, Gonorynchiformes, Chanidae.
AUGAGGUGUUCAGCUCUGUUAAUAUUCCUUCUGGGGUUGUCUCUUUGGACCACUGCACUCUCUUUGAAGAUCUGUGCUUUCAAUGUACGUAGCUUUGGGGAGGCAAAAGCCAACAACAAAAAGGCAAUGGCAUUACUGACCAAGAUCAUUGCCCGCUGUGAUUUGUGCUUGAUUCAGGAGGUACGAGAUUCCAAAGGCAUAGCCAUACCUACACUAGUGAAAAAUCUAAACAGAUUUGACAACUCCCAUUCAUACGCUUAUGUCGAGAGCAAAAGACUUGGAAGAAAGACUUAUAAAGAGCAAUAUGUUUACAUAUACAGAAAAGACAUGCUGCAGAUGGGAGAUCAUUAUCAGUUUCCUGAGCUGAAGGAAGGGGAGACCAACGAGACUGAAGUUUUCUCCAGAGAGCCGUUCAUUGUUCGGAUUCACUCUCCCACCACCUUGGUGAAAGAUUUUGUCCUCAUUGGACAACAUACUUGUCCAAAGAAUGCCAUGAAGGAAAUUGAUGAACUGUACAAUGUCUUUCAAGGAGUCACAAAGAAAUGGAAAACUGAGAAUGUGAUGUUUUUGGGGGAUCUCAAUGCAGCAUGUGGUUACGUCACCAUCAAAGGUUGGGGUAACAUCCGUCUCAGGACCGACCCCAGAUUCCACUGGCUGAUAGGAGAUGAAGAGGAUACCACUGUCCGGGAGAACACACGCUGUGCUUAUGACAGGAUUAUUGUUCAUGGUAAAGAACUGAUGCAAGGGACUAUGCCUGAAUCUGCUCGACCUUUUAAUUUUAAAAAGGAGUUUCAACUGACUGAGGAAGAGGCUCUGCAGGUGAGUGACCACUAUCCAGUGGAGGUGGACCUAAAAUCAAACCAUCGCUAUCUCAUCCGCCACGAGCUCUGA